Gloeophyllum trabeum ATCC 11539 is the source of this 1483-nucleotide messenger RNA. Its product is annotated as transcription factor Tfb2. The record is from RefSeq and is a predicted model, not a curated record. The transcript has 14 exons. The coding region runs from base 1 to 1413 and encodes 470 amino acids. NCBI's taxonomy places the organism in Eukaryota, Fungi, Basidiomycota, Agaricomycetes, Gloeophyllales, Gloeophyllaceae. Gene Ontology annotation, biological process: nucleotide-excision repair. Gene Ontology annotation, molecular function: double-stranded DNA binding; ATPase activator activity. Gene Ontology annotation, cellular component: transcription factor TFIIH core complex; transcription factor TFIIH holo complex.
AUGUCGAAAUUCAAUAAAGAUGGUGCAAAUGGCUCUGUCAUUGAUGAUCUACCGCACGCGUUAUUGCCUUUCCUACAAUCUCAGUCGCAGAACACGCUAACGCGUUUGUACCAACGCCCCUCGGCUUGUUUGUCGAUAUUUCGUCUUCUACCGCCCUUGGAUAGGCAGAUUGUUAUGAAUCUGCUAUGGCUGGAGUCACCAGUCCCAGCGGUCACUAUGUCGGCCUGGGUAACUCGCGAAGGAAAAAAGAUAUACGACGCAACACUGCUGAACCUUUCACGACUUCACAUCUUGCCGAACCCUUCGGUGAGACUUUCCUUGAACGGCACUUUCAAAACGAGCCUACGACAAGCUAUAACAGGAGGCGGCACCAUUGGAAGCUUUGGGACCGCAGCACCGAAAGACGACAAGCAUCAGCCUGCUACCGUCGAGACACUGGACGCAUAUGCUGUCGAGCGAUGGGAGACCAUACUCCACUAUAUGGUCUCUUCCGGGACAGGUCAAUUACCAACGAAACCCUCCCCAGGAGUGUUAUUCUUACUACAGCGUAGCGGCCUCAUGUCUACGGUUCAUGGGUCCGCUCUCCAGAUUACAUCUGCAGGGUUCCAGUUCCUCCUCCAUUCACCGCAUGAUCAGCUCUGGCAACUAUUACUUCAAUAUCUCUAUAUGGCGGAGGAGAGGGAGAUGGAUCUAGUUGAGAUCCUUAGCUUCUUAUUUAUGCUCUCCACGAUGGAACUCGGAAGGGAAUAUUCCGUCGAGAGUUUAAGUGGCACCCAGAAGGCCAUGCUGGAAGAUCUUCGGGACUACGGGCUGAUCUGGCAAAGACGGGCUUCGUCCCGCCGGUUCAGCCCAACUCGUCUAGCUACAACGCUGACAUCAUCGUUACCUCCCUUGCCGACUUCCACAAGCUCCGGCGCUGGCACACAGGAUCAGGGCUUCGUAAUACUCGAGACUAAUUAUCGACUCUAUGCGUACACCGAUAAUCCACUACAAACUGCCGUAUUGAAUCUAUUCGUCACCUUGAAGUAUCGUUUCCCGAAUCUGGUGGUUGGAUCUAUAACCCGUGAUAGCGUACGGAAGGCGCUGGCAAACGGGAUUACUGCAGAUCAGAUCAUCAGUUAUCUGAGCACCCACGCGCACCCACAGAUGCGUAAAAAUAAACCUCUAAUCCCAGUCACCGUGCAAGACCAGAUUCGUCUGUGGGAGUUGGAAAGGAACAGACUCAAAUCGGAAGAAGGUUACCUGUACACCGCUUUCGCUUCCCAGGCGGACUACGAGUACGUCCUCAAUUAUGCCAAAGAACUCAACGUCGUGGUCUGGGAAAGUCCUGCCAAGCGAUGCUUCUUCGGGACAUUGGAGGGGCACAGCAAUAUCCGAGGCUUUAUCGAGCGACGGACCGGUGGACAAGCUUAGUCUAUACUCCGCAAUCACGGGAAAUAUGUAUCGAUACAAUUCGUCUAAGCAUUCAAUGCGAUGUACAUGC